AAACACCACUGAAAUAUGUCUAAUAUAUUUUUUAGAACCAAAAAUUACUGAUUACAACAUAAAAUUAAUGAGUGGAAUACACAGUAUCAACAUAACAUGGAACAUUAGUAUAUCAAAUCGACUAGAAUGCAAUAUUAAUAAAUAUGUUUUGACGUUAAUGUCAAAUCAAUCACAAAAUCAAGUAUCUGAUGUACAAGAAAUACUAUCAAGUAAAGAUAGUGGUCACUUUUGGAAUAAUCUUGUUUCGGGUUUUAAAUAUAACAUAAAAUUAACUCCUUCGACAAGUAAUGGGACGUUACCAUCCUCACCAAUCUAUUCAAUCACUACUCCUAUGACAAAAAACGAGGUUCAAAUAAAAAAUAUUACUACUAAAUAUGAAAAUGGAAAAAUCAAAGUAAACUGGAUAUUGGUAUAUUCUCAUCAUCAUUACACGACAGUCGAUGAACCAGUAACAUUAAUCAUCAAAUAUAAAGUGAAACGAAUUCUCAGCUGUUCCAUAAGAGAAGUAGAACGAAAUUGGACGUCAAUAACAAUUUCCAAUCAAACAAACUAUGAAAUCUCCGAUACGGUGCCAAAUUCUCAAUAUAGUAUACAAGUUUUGGUUGACGUUAAAGACAAAAAUACUACUCAACAAGAAAAUAUGAUUAAUGUAUUAACACCAACUUCAAGUCCAAUAACUGAACCAAUCUUAGAUCCUGAUCAUCCAAUGUACAUAACUUAUAACUCUAUAUUUGUUCAGUGGAAAAUGGAUCCCGAAAAUUGCUCAAAACUAAAUGGAUUUUUCUCUCAAUUCUAUAUAGAAUUAAAGGAUAAGGUUGAUGACGUUUUACAAAUGAGAGAAACGAAAAAUAAUUACAUUAGCUUUAACGAUCUAAAAACAAACACAACUUAUGAACUGAAAGUAUUCAUAAAAACACACUUUGGUUAUAAUCUAGAACAUUUCCUACUCACCAAUUUCAAGACUAAAUUAGAAAAUUUAAAACCAGUAGAAGAUUUAGUGGUUUAUAAAAAGAGUCUAAAGAAUCGCAUGGUAGGGUUACGCUGGAGCUAUACACAAGAUACAAAUGUAGAAGGAUUUAUAGUUUCGUUUAACGAUAAAAACGUUUCCAUCAUAACACCGCAGAAAUGCUCGGCGUGGCCAGAAUACUAUUGUCAUACAUUUUAUAAUUUGAGUCCAAGCAACAACUACAUAUUUAAAAUAAAGCCAAAGUCUAUUGAUUAUCCAGAAGGUGGUAAAGUUUCGUCUAUUUCUUUUAACAGCACCGAUGGACUGCCCGAUUCUCCAAUGAAUUUAAAAACGACUGAAAUCGGUAGCACUACAAUUGCUCUCCAGUGGGAUGUUCCAUGGAUAUUCAACGGUGUAUUGAAAAAUUUCACUAUAAACGUGGAUGAGAUUUCAUCAAAUAACACGGACAGCUUUCCCCGUAUUUCAGAUAUGCCUGUUGAUGAAGAACUACCUACGUAUAACUAUACGAUAACUAGACUGCAACCCGGAUCAACAUAUUCAAUUGGAGUUUCAUCUGUAUCCAAAUCAUCAUGGCACAGUAUGCCAUCUACACUGUCUGUCACACUUCCAACUGUUUAAGAAAUAAUUUUAGUUUUGUCUGACAUACAAAUGAAUUUACAAUAUAUUUUUGUCACUUAUACAAAAUUAAUAAUGUAGUUUAUUACUUACAUAAUAUUUUUUAUCAAGUAAAUGAACUAAUUUAUUAUAAAAUAUAUCUUGGUAUUAUAUCAUUUCACAAGUACCAAAAAAUAAUUAUCCGCAUAUUGAUAAAACAACGCUUGUGAGUAGAAUACCGGUGAUCUGUAAAUUUUGUUAAAUUAAAACGAUUAAUAAACAAUAA
This is a messenger RNA of Acyrthosiphon pisum (pea aphid), 1847 nucleotides long. RefSeq names its product neural cell adhesion molecule L1. Gene Ontology annotation, molecular function: protein binding. Lineage: Eukaryota; Metazoa; Arthropoda; Insecta; Hemiptera; Aphididae. The transcript has 10 exons. Bases 68 to 1585 code for a protein of 505 amino acids. The record is from RefSeq and is a predicted model, not a curated record.